CUUCUUCUCAAUUGUUCUCGUGUCUUUGAUUAGAUGCAUGUUAAGUACAUUAACUUAACCGCGCUACAAUCUCACGAUGAACAAUGUAACGUUAGCAGUUGUUUAAGUCACUUUACUUGACUUAUAUGCCAAUAAGAAAUAACAAAGAUAACGAUUUGCAGUUUAUAUUGUUGUCUGAGACAAUCUGGAGAGGGGAGGACAUUUGAAUCCACCCCCACAGUUGUCUGUUGCGGUAGAUUCCAGCGCUUCACUCUUUUAUUUGACCAUAAUGUCAACAAUCCAUCCCAAACCUGGUUGGGCCAUAAAGUACACGUGUUUAUUAAUACAUUACGUUUAUUUAUUCAAUGAUAUAAACAGUCAAUUUCUUCAAGACAAUGCAUUAUCAAUAUCAUGCCUAUUUAAGUGCACUAAAACCUAAUUGAGGUUUAAAAUAUUCAAUACAAUUAAAAUGUAACCAAUCCCAGAAGUGUUUGUUUUUGACAGCAAACAAGAAUUGCUCACUAAUACUUUGACUUUGUUAAAGUAGCCCUUGUAAUUAUAUUGUUAUUUGAUAAGUUGACCUAGAGCACGCUCUUAAUAUUAUUACUGUGACUUGAGUUGUGAUAAACGGACCACUUAUAAUAAACAAUAUUUAUCAUCUAUAGGCUGGCAAAAGGAUUGAGUCCCUGAACUAUGCCUACACUCUCUGCGCAUGCUUUUUGUAAUAUGCACUGAUCAAAAGAGUCAAUUAGAAACUACUGUUAAUCUCCCCAAUCAUAAAAAAACAUAGCUUGAUGACAACCAUUUCUAAAAUGACAAAAGCACUUCAACCAUAACACUAAUGUGUAUGAUGACACUAAGUGUAUACUUUGUGUAUAACUAAGAAUAUUUCUUUCAGGUUUCUAUCAAUUAUCCAACUCAAACACUGACGAGGGAGUGCCAUCCUGAGGAAGAUCCCAUAAUUAAAUCCAUAGCUCUGAAGAGAUGGAAAGAGGCUGCCAGUCAUGCACUGAAGCAUCGUCACCUGCAAGACGAAAUCAAAGAUGAAGUCAUCAAGUUAAUAAGAAAAGAAUGCGAUGUACUGUGCUCUCGCAAGUAUGACUUCAUUCUGUGGAAGUCUAAACCGGCAGACCUCAAGUCAUUCUCCUUCAAAUGUUUAAGAGAUGACCUCCAUCGGCUUGCUCCCUUUCUACUUUCAUUUUUCAACUGUGUCACAAACAACAACGACUUAGCUAGCUGUACUGCUGCAGCCAUUGCAAUAAGAGGCAGAAAACCGCAGCUAGCAGCAUUAUCGUAUUGGAUCAACACAGUUCUCCAGUAUGGCGGAGCAAAAAAGUCUGUCUUCAAUCGCCUCUCAAAAUUGUCGAUCACCACAUCCCAUAGGAAAGCAGUUAAAAAGCAACACGAGUUGGCACUUGGCUGUGGGGCUGAUUUUGUAGAAUUUAAAAGUGGCUUGAAAGCUACAGACACUGAACUGUCAGAGGGAUCAGAAAGCCUUGAGGACUUUCAUCUCACAGAUGAAAACCUCACAACAGCCCCCAGACAUGAAGAGAGUCCUGUGACCUGCCCACCAUCAUACCAAAUAAUUAUGGACAACCUGGAUUUUUUUGUACACACUCACAGCCAGUCCAUCAACAACACCAACAAGAGUAUACACUGGAUACACCAUCUUGCAGUCAAAGACCGUGUACCUACACAUCACUUCUCUAACAUCAAACCAACAACAGACAUUCAACAGUACAAUCUGAAAUCCUCACUUCCUCAGCGGAGCACUCAGGCUUUAAUGCGCAGGGAAUUUAUUGUUCUUGCCACUAGAAUGCUGACAAAGUACAUGUCAGUAUUCGAAAGCUUUGGAGAGUCAGUGGUUAAUCACAUUCCUCAUCAGUAUUCCAGUGAAAUGUCAGCAAGAUCAACUGAUGUAAGUUGGAACAUAUUGUAUUUUUUCAACACUGCAUACAUCUCUGAUGUACUCUUUCCUCUCUAAAGUUCCCCUUAGGCCUCUUUUUUAAAAAUGAGAACCAGAGAGGUGACUUAGUGGAAGUCUUGAGAGAAAUUCAGCAAGAGCACAUGCUCAAAGACGCUGAUUGUGUGCAACACUUACUAAUUGGAGGGGACCGUCUCACAGAGGCUAACUGUCGCAAUGUGCAGUGGGGAUUUUCAGACGCAGAUACUAAGGAGGAAAGAAUGGAGGGAAUGCAUUUUAAAUUUGAGGACUGGCAUGCUAUCAGAGUUCUGUUUGAGAUCCAUCACAAGAUCUUUUUCAAAGAGUCCACCACAGACCAUGGCACACUAUUUGCGAACAUGACCAAGUUGAGUUUCUGAUGACUCAAUCAACUGUGAACAUGGCUGUUCUUUGUUCUGGGAUGGGAAAUGCAGACAUCAUGAAUUCAGCUCUGCUGUUCCCGGGGAUGUUGGUUGUGACAUUGGCAGGGUGCAGCGCUGCCAAGAGUGGACCUCAUUCAGCAUUCAAUGCUUACAGGGACUUUGUGAUCAAGGACACAACAGCCCUAUUCCUAGCAGCUGUGAUUGAGCAUCUUGGUUUUCUUCAUGUCACAGAUUGUCCUGAGUCCCUCAUACCACAGCACAUCAAGGAGGCCUCUCCAGAAGCAAGAAGAUCAUGGUUCAACAAAUUAACAGCUGAAAUUGUGGACAAAUAUGUUCUUCUUCCUGGCAUCACAGAAGCUGCAGAGUCUGCUAGAAAAGCAUCUGCAACACCGGUUCUAAAGAAUCAGUUCCCAUGUCGAAUGGAGGGUUGUUCACGCACAUUCACAUAUUACAAAAGCAGACUAACCCAUGAACAGAAAAUGCACAACCUGGUUAUUCCAACUGACACCACCCCAGCCAUCAGCUCAGAUCGCGAUCACAAGUAUGAACACACUGUUGCCAGAUUGGGUUUCAGCUUCAUUCUUUUGGACUUUAUGGAUGCAGUAAAGGAAGGAGACGGCGAAAGGCUGAUGCGUCUCUACACAGUUGCUCUGUUGUUUUACAAAGCAUAUGGACAUACAAGCUAUGCUUACAGUACGUUCAUGCUUACUGUACAACUGAAUGCCACGUUGUCUCCACAGGUUGCUCACAGUCUCAUGUGGAACAGAUUCUGGAGCACCAGGGGAGGCAAGGGACGAAACAUUCCACUAGAUUUGCAUCUGGAGCACUUAAAUGGAUUUUUGAAAUCUUUCCUGAAGGGCCUUGGGCCUAACCUAAAUGAGACUUCAGCAGCCAGAAUAAGCAGGUCCAUUGCUGUCUUCAAAGAAAUGAUGGCCGGCACCGAUUUGGAAAUGGGAAUAUCGAGGCAAACUGGUGCUCAUCAUGUGGACAUGACCAAAGACAUCCUCACCUUGGUAGACACACUGCAAGAGGCAGAGCUUUUUAAACAAAAAGCAGGUCGUGUCUAUGCUGCCUUCCCUGGUUUCCAAAGAAACCUACUGUCAAAACUGGAUCCAAAGGCACUUUGGAAGUGGAUGAUGAGCAAGCUCAGUGAAUGGCGUAGUGUCCCUUUGUAAAGCUUUUGAGACAUUUCAAUCAUUAUUGUUGGCAUUGUAAAUAGCUAUAUAUUUAAACAAGCGAUUUCUGUUUUAAAUUUAUUAACAUUUUAUUAAAACUAUUUUUUCCUUCAAA
Messenger RNA from Acanthochromis polyacanthus (spiny chromis), 3594 nucleotides. RefSeq lists its product as uncharacterized. The record is from RefSeq and is a predicted model, not a curated record. Bases 2301 to 3479 code for a protein of 392 amino acids. The transcript is spliced from 7 exons. NCBI's taxonomy places the organism in Eukaryota, Metazoa, Chordata, Actinopteri, Pomacentridae.